Messenger RNA from Microbotryum saponariae, 3364 nucleotides. The record is from the annotation of a GenBank genome assembly. NCBI's taxonomy places the organism in Eukaryota, Fungi, Basidiomycota, Microbotryomycetes, Microbotryales, Microbotryaceae.
AUGAAGACGCUGAAUCUCUCCUCGGACGCUUCCAAGUGGGAAUGGCGCCAGUCGCCGGUCAAGGCGCUCAGUUCGCCCGAGCAGAUCGUCGGCGAAAAGGCGCUCGAGUCGGGCUGGACCACGUGUGUGCAGAUGCCGUCCAUGAUCCAGGUCGAGCUCUUGGCCGUCGGAAAGAUCCCCGAUCCUUACAAGAAGUGCAACGACGAGGUAAGCGCCCCGCAAAUGCCCUUCAUUUUGUUGUAGAGCCGUUUCUGGGAACCUCCGAGUCGGCCCCCGCCCAAAAGUGGGGGUGCGGCCCUACGAUUCGAGGCGAUGUUCGGCCCAGUUCACACGCCUACUGGCCAAGUGCUGAUCACUCGCGCUGCGACGAUCGGCCUACAGCUCGUGCAAUGGGUUGGAGAAGAGGACUGGCUGUAUCGUACCAGCUUCAAGCUCGAACAAGCACCCCAAAAGAACGACAAGGUCGACCUCGUCUUUGAGGGCCUCGACACGUUCGCUACCGUCUUUUGUGAGUCGUACAGUGCCAGCGAGUCAAGGUGAAGAAUGCAGCCAGGACUGAUCUUGGGACUAUCUGGCUUAUAGUGAAUGGCAAGAAGAUUCUGGAGAGCGACAACAUGUUCACUCCCGAGCGGUCAGUUGGAAUACUCCUAGACAGCCGGCGGCAGGCGCUGCCCCACACACAUCCCGAAGCUGUGGCUCAUCACCGUCUCGGACAUGCCACCGUUUUCCCCCCAGUGUCACCGUCUCGGAACAGGUCAAGAAAGGGGAGAAUCACCUUGUGUUUGUCUUCACCUCGGCAGUCAUCAAGGGCCGAAUGAUUGAGCAAAAGGUACGUUGUCGUCCCUUUCGUUUGGACUUGUCGUGAUCGCCGACACGCUUGACUAAAGACUUCAGGCGCUUCUCUCUCUCUGACAUUUGUGUCAUGCAGCACAUGGGCAAGGGCAAGCACAUGCCUCUGUGGAACGGUGAUGCCGCUCGAUUGUUCGUCCGAAAGGCUGGUUACGGUUGGGGCUGGGACUGGGGACCGACCCUCAUGACCGCUGGUCCGUGGAAGGAAGUACGCGUCGAGAUCUUUGCCGACCGAAUCCUCGACUUGCACCCUGUCGCUCUGGUCUCGGAGAAGCUCGAUGCGACUCUUUCGCUCGAGGUCCAACUGACCAACAAGCAAUUGACGACCAACCUCACCGUGCUCGACCCUGCUGGCAAGGUCUUCAAAAAGGUCUCGACUGGGGGCAACUCGAGCGAGAAGGCUGAAUGGUCCUUGAAGGCCGACGAGAUCGAGCUUUGGUGGUCCGUUGGACUCGGUGCUCAACCUCUCUACACCGCCCAAUGUGAUCUCGUGUCCGAGGAUGGCAAGAUUCUGCAAACCGUGUCGAAGCGAUUCGGUUUCCGACGACUGCGCCUUGUCCAGGAGCCUCUCAAGGACCAUGAAGGUACCUCGUUUUACUUUGAGGUCAACAACGUCCCUCAGUUCUGCGGUGGUUCCAACUGGAUUCCCAUCGACAACUUCAUCACCAACGGAACCGAAGAGCGCUACCGCUCGUGGCUGCAACUGCUCAUCGAGUCGAACCAGAACAUGAUCCGCGUGUGGGCUGGUGGUAUCUACGAGCACGACUGUUUCUACGACGCGUGCGACGAGAUGGGAAUUCUUGUCUGGCAAGAUUUCAUGUUUGGAUGUGGAGCGUACCCCGCUUUCCCCGAGUUUGUGGAGAGUGUCCGACGAGAGGCCGAGGCUGCGGUGCUGCGCAUCCGUUCGCACCCUUGCAUGUCCCUCUACGCGGGUAACAACGAGGACUAUCGUAGGUCUUUUUCUCUUUAUCGGUUCCAAGCUCUGGAAUCAGACUACUGACCCAGGUGCACUCCUGAACAGAGGUCGCCGAAUCAUGCAAACUCGAGUACGACCCAGAGGAUCACACGAGCGACUGGACCAAGACGAACUUCCCCGCGCGUGAAAUCUACGAGCACACCUUGCCUAAGGUCGUAAACGCCCUCACCGAUGUCUUCUACCACCCUGGAAGUCCUUGGGGGGGCAAAGAUACCACGGACAAGACCGUGGGUGAUAUUCACCAAUGGAACGUCUGGCAUGGAUCGCAGCAGAGGUACCAGGAUUGGGAUCUUUUGAGGUGCGUUGAGUCGUUUCGGCUCCCGAAUGCGGAGGAAGCGAGACAUAAACUUACUCUCGCUGUGUUCUGUCUUAUACAGCGGUCGCUUCGUCUCCGAGUUCGGUAUGCAAGGUCUUCCCGACAUCCGAACUAUGGACGAUUUCAUCGAUGGCGACGAGUCCGAGCGCCACGUCCAGAGCCGAACCGUCGCUAGCCACAACAAAGCCGACGGGUACGAGCGCCGUCUCGAGCUCUACCUCGUCGAGAACAUCCGCCACUCGUUCAAAAUUGAGGAUUACGUCUUUGCGACGCAGUUCAUCCAGGCUGAGACCUUGUCGACGGCAUACCGAUUGUUCCGCCGCGAGUUCAAGGGCCAUGGCCGAGCUUACUGCUCUGGUGCCUUGGUGUGGCAACUCAACGAUGUCUACCCCUGCAUGUGAGUCGCAUUACAGCAAAUUUCACCUUGUUUAUCGAAGCUAGCUGACUCAAUCAUUGAAACUCAUUCCACCAUUCCCGAACUCCAGCUCGUGGUCCAUUGUCGACUAUUACCAACGACCCAAGCCUGCCUACUACGCGAUCAAGCAAUCGAUGGCACCCAUCGCCUGCGGUAUGAAACGCUACAACAAGCGCGAGUACCCCGAAGAUUUUAAGACAUCGGUCUUUGUCGAUUCUGAAUGGGUCGAGAUCUGGGCCGUCAACGGUCUCGUCAAGGAACUGCCGGUCACUCUUGUCGUCGAGGCGUUCGAGUUGCUUUCGGGUGAAAAGAUUUUGGAAGAGUCGACGGACUUCAAUUUGGCCGCGAACCAGUCGAGCGAGUUGAUCAAGAAGGACGUCCCAAAAUACGACAAAAACCCCGCGGCUGCGGUCGUCGUCACGGCCAAGAUCGUCGAUCCCACGACCAAGGAGGUUUUGUCGAGGUUCUUAGUCUACCCUGAACCGUACAAGUUCUUGGUCCUGCCUGACGAGAAGGCUGUCAACUUGGACGUCAAGGUCGAUGUGGCCAAGGGAGAGAUCACGGUCCAAGCCGAGCGACCGGUCAAGGGGUGGACGCUUUGGUUCUCGGACGACGUCAAGCUGAGUGACAACGCCUUGGAUCUCAUCCCCGGCGACAAGAGGGUUGUCAAGGUUACCGGAUUGAAGGAGACGACCAAGGUCUCAUGGCGAUGUGAGUUGAUUUGUGACGACUGCUUCUCACUUUUGACGCUGACAUUUUACUUGAAAUCAUCAUCACUACAGACCUCGGAGACAAGUAUGUACCUUAA